Messenger RNA from Moneuplotes crassus, 696 nucleotides. Lineage: Eukaryota; Ciliophora; Spirotrichea; Euplotida; Euplotidae. The record is from the annotation of a GenBank genome assembly.
UUAAUUUCUAUGGAAACUUCCAGAACAAAUAUGCAAGUAAACAUUGCAAGCUGUUUCCCCAAAUUAGAGGAGCUUAUGUCAUCCCAAGAAUUGACUCUCAAGAUCAUUGCCCGCGAUUACUGCUUCUGAGACCAAGAUAUGCUGUCUUUUCUUCCCUCUCAGAAUGAGAGGUCAGAAAUCAAGAUUGGAAGUUCCUCUUCAAUUAGUACCAAUGAUGAGACUCAAGGAUCCACUGAAUCUAAAAAGAAACACAAACAGCUCAGAUCCAUCAACUACUCUGUGCUUGAAGGGCACCCAUACGAGAUAAUCGACAACCCUAAAACCUCUGAAAAGAACAGGAAGCUGUAUAUCUGUAAAUACAGUAACUGUGGAAAGGUAUUCAAAAAGACUUGGAACCUGGUGUACCACUUCCGCGUCCAUGAAAAAGAAGCUGCUUACGAAUGAAAGUACUGCGGCAAGACUUUCAUCCAGAAGGCCAACUACGAGCGACACAUGUCAGUCCACGACCACACUCCAAUGGAACAAAGGAAGAAGCAUGAUUGCCCACAUUGAGCUAGGAAAUAUUCCUGCAAGUACAACUUAAACGCUCACAUUAAAAGAGACCACAAAGAAUUUGCUCCUAAGAUCCAAAGGAGGAGAAAAGCUCGUAACUAACUGUCUGGAGAUGUCAGUCUCAAAAAUUUUCUAGAACAAUUU